Molecule: messenger RNA, 1165 nt
Organism: Blepharisma stoltei
Lineage: Eukaryota; Ciliophora; Heterotrichea; Heterotrichida; Blepharismidae
Source: the annotation of a GenBank genome assembly
AUGGUCGGAACUGUGAAGAUCUCGGAUAUUCCUCUAGAGGCAACCAAAGAUGAUAUCGAUAAAUUCUUUGAUAUGGCAGGGCCAUUUAGCAUAAUCCGAUUUGACCCACCUGUAGCGAUUAUAGCUUUUGAGGAUGACAAUGAUGCUGAUAAAGCUUUAUUUUUAAAUGGAAUGGAGAUCUUGGGAAAAAUUGUUAGCGUAGAGAUGCAUUCUGAAGGAUAGAUUAGAUUAUUUCAGCCCCUCUCUUUCCUCCUGGGGGUACAAACUCUGGUAGUCCUAAUUACCUCUAUCACUUUAAGCCCUUUUUUUGCCGAUGCCAUCAAAAAUAGUGACCUCGGCACUCUCGGGGACAAUCACACAGUCAUGUUUGGAUCUAUCUAUAAUAUAUAAAUACUUAGCCUGGUAGUGCUGAGAGCGUGAGGGAACGCCCACUGACUCCUUUACACUCCCCUACCGUUCAUAGAUCGAAAAUUGGACGCAGGAGUAUGAACUGACUUUGCACCUCCAGUUUUUCCUGUCAUGGUCAAAAAACCAUCCGAACUUCCUCAAAGAAGGAUUAGUUUGCAAGUUACCCAUUAUCUAAUCACCAUUCGCCAUCUUUUAAAAAGUGAUUCUGAAGAAAGAUAUAGAAAAGGGCUAUCAUAUUAUUUCUGAUAAUAUUGCUCAGCCAGCAUUCAGCAGUAUAACUAUCCCUCAAUCUGCUCAGCCUGCAUCCAGCAACAUUACCAUACCAGAAGCAGUCAUUGAAGAGUAUAAAAUGGACUCUACCUUACAUCCCAAUUUAUAUUUGAGAAUUAUAAAAGUUUUAUUCAAACUAGAAUUUUUAGAUACUAUUGGCUACACAAAAUUUACUUUAUAUUUUAUAUUGAAAAUCAUAACCAUUAUUUUACAAUAUAAAUAUUUAAAUAAAUUUUUAAUUAUAGAAACAACUGUUUUCAUUAUUUUAAAUUGAGACAAGGAGCUACAGAAUGUACCAAAAAAAUCUAAGCCUUUGGCAGAAACAACUAAUGAUACCGCGAAGGAGAGGCUUCAAAAUGUAUCUCUUCCAGCGAGACGAAAAUUAGAUGAAAAAGAUCCAUUUGCCAUUCUUAUGAAUUUGAACGUUUCAGGUGUGAUCGCAUUCACUACAUUGGUCUACCUAACAUUAUCAAGCUUUUGGUCUUAA